Messenger RNA from Choloepus didactylus (southern two-toed sloth), 2852 nucleotides. It is a transcript of the gene SHCBP1, whose product is annotated as SHC binding and spindle associated 1. Gene Ontology annotation, biological process: fibroblast growth factor receptor signaling pathway. The record is from RefSeq and is a predicted model, not a curated record. NCBI's taxonomy places the organism in Eukaryota, Metazoa, Chordata, Mammalia, Pilosa, Megalonychidae. The coding region runs from base 1 to 2025 and encodes 674 amino acids. The transcript has 13 exons.
AUGGCGAGCGGGUUGCUGGUGGGCGGCGGUUUUGGGUCCGAAGCGAUGGCUCCAGAGCCGGAACGCACCAGCUGGGCGGCCGAGGAGGAGCCGGUGCACCUCGAGAAAGGUCUGUUUCAAGAUGGAGACUCAUGCAGUGAUUGUAGCAAUCAUGAUAAGCCAGGUACUACUUUACAAAGUUUCGUGCCAGAAGGGAAAACGCUUUUUCCAGAAAUUUUCCACACAAGUCAACUUUUGUUCUAUGAACGAUUCAGAGCCUAUCAGGAUUACAUUUUAGCUGAUUGCAAGGCCUCUGAAGUAAGGGAAUUCACAGCUGAGUUCUUGGAGAAGGUCCUUGAACCAUCUGGAUGGCGUGCAGUCUGGCACACUAAUGUGUUUGAGGUGCUGGUUGAGGUCAUGGAUGUGGACUUCUCAGCCCUGAGGGCAGUGGUGAGACUUGCUGAACCAUACCUCUGCGAAUCUCGAGUGAGCACAUUUACCAUGGAGUGCAUGAAAGGGCUCUUUGAGUUGAAGGAACACCGGCUACCCCUGCAGGAGCUGUGGGUGGUGUUUGAUGACUCAGGAGUGUUUGACCAGACUGCACUUGCAAUUGAGCACGUCAGGUUUUUCUACCAAAACAUUUGGAGGAGUUGGGAUGAAGAAGAGGAGGAUGAAUACGAUUAUUUUGUCAGAUGUGUUGAACCUCGAUUGAGAUUGCAUUAUGACAUUCUUGAAGACCGAGUUCCUUCAGGACUUAUUGCUGACUACCGCAAUUUGCUGUCUCAGUGUGAGGAGAGUUACAGGAAAUUUUUAAACCUAAGAAGCAGUUUGUCAAAUUGUGAUUCUGAUUCUGAGCAGGAAAACAUUUCCAUGGUAGAAGGUUUAAAAUUGUAUUCAGAAAUUGAACAGUUGAAACAAAAGCUAAAACUCAUUGAGAAUCCUUUGUUGAGAUAUGUGUUUGGUUACCAGAAGAAUUCUAAUAUCCAAGCAAAGGGUGCCCGUCCAAGUGGUCAGAAGGUCACCCAUGUGGUCUCCUGUACCAUGAUGACUGGGCUACUGCAGUCCUUGCUCAGGGACAGGCUUUGUCAGGAGCCUCAUAAGGAAGAAACAGAAAUUCAGUUCCAUAAUGAUCCGUUGUCUGCUAUAAAUGCCUGCUAUGAAGGCGACACUGUUAUUGUUUGUCCUGGCCAUUACGUGGUACACGGCACAUUCUCCAUGGCUGAUUCCAUUGAGCUGGAAGGAUAUGGUCUACCAGAUGACAUUGUAAUAGAAAAGAGGGGCAAAGGAGAUACUUUUGUGGAUUGUACAGGUGCAGAUAUCAAGAUCUCAAGCAUAAAAUUUGUUCAGCAUGAUGCUGUAGAAGGAAUCUUAAGUAUUCACCGUGGCAAGACUACAUUGGAAAACUGUGUACUGCAGUGUGAGACUACAGGUGUCACAGUACGGACAUCAGCAGAAUUGUUAAUGAAAAACUCGGAUUUAUAUGGCGCCAAGGGUGCUGGAAUAGAAAUAUAUCCUGGGAGUAAGUGCACCCUGAAUGACAAUGGGAUCCAUCAUUGCAAGGAAGGGAUACUCAUUAAGGACUUCUUAGAUGAGCAUUAUGACAUUCCCCAAAUAACCAUGAUGAAUAAUGUCAUACAUAAUAAUGAAGGUUAUGGUGUUGUCUUGGUGAAACCCACAAUUUUCUCUGACCUGCAAGAAAAUGCCCAAGAUGAAACUGAAGAAAAUAGAGCACUUAAAAUGCAGACAACUGGAGACACAGAUGCAGCUGAAAAAGUGGAUCUAGAAGAGCUGAUUCAAUGUGCAACUGGUAAAAUGGAGCCUUUUGUAAGAUCUGUCCUUUCUGAGGACGUUGAAGGCAAUUGUGAAAUUGUAAAUGAGCUAGUUGCUGCCUCCACGAAGAAAGGCCAGAUGAAGAAGAAAAGGCUGAGUGAACUGGGUAUCACACAAGCCGAUGACAACUUAAUGUCACAGGAGAUGUUUGUUUCUAUUGUGGGGAACCAGUUCAAAUGGAAUGGGAAAGGGAGCUUUGGCACAUUUCUUUUCUGACCACUAUAAUGUGAAUAGAUAUGAGAAUAUUGGAUUUUGCGCAUGCUGCCCUAAGAAUCACUGCUGCUAUCAUAGUUUGCUUCAGGCCUGUAUUUUAUAUUUGAUAUAUUUGAUUAGGUUUGAGUAAAAUACAGAUUUAUUUCUAUUUGCAGGUGUUGCACAUAAGACACUCCCCUUCAUAAAAAAGAUUGUAAAAACAUAAUAUAAAAAAUAUUUGGAGAUUUCUUAUCUAGAAAGUCUUGCUUUCUUACACAUAUAGUUCUCUCAUAUAAAACCUGUUAGUAACUUUAUAGUGUAAAUACACUUUAAUAUAGCACUUCGAAAAGAGGAGGGCAAGUCAGGAAUGUACAAUGAGUGCACAAAAAUGUGAUAGGUGUCAAAAGUGCAGUGUUCUUCUCAUAGUUGUCUUUUUAUCCCAAUUAUAGAAAAUCUGAUUUCCAAGCAGUAUUUCCUUGCCUUAAAAUAAAAGCUUUUAGGAUUGGGAAGUUAUCUGCCGAAUCAGACUUAUUAUUGAGAAUCUGAGUGGGAUGCAUUUUUAUGUUAAACCUUGCGAUCAUCAAAACGGUAACAGACAGCAUAGCAGGUUUGAAACAGAAAUGAAACGUGUUGUUCAGAGCCAAUGCAUGUAUAAAGCAUUUUCACUGUUGCUGAAUAUGAAUGAUUAAAAAGAAGGUACUUCCUUUAACCAUGACAGUAUUCUGAUCAAAUUUCUCACUUCUCUUCCAAAGUCAAGAUGAUUACCCAUAUAACUUGUAUUAGCUACAUGUUCUUGAUAUCAUAUUGUAAAACCAAGCUUUUAAAAAUAUUUAUAUUCUAAAAAAAGUAUA